AUGUCAUCAAUUUUGUCUUGCUAAUUACGAUGACUAGACGUUACUGUACAACUCAAUUUUAAUUAUUUUCUCUUCAGCUUGAUUCAUCCAUUGAUCACAAUGCUUCGAAAGAGUUUCAAUCUGGAUCUGUAGCACUUGUAAGUGCUAACAAGGCAAAUUACGGUUCAUUAUCAAGUCGAAACAGUCAGAUUGACAUCGAUUUUCAAUUGAUGAGACUUGGAGAUAGUGAUGGUAUGACUAAAUGGUCGAAAGUGAUCAAUUCUAUUCAUGGAUAUAUUGAACAGAAAAUUACCAGUGAUUUCUUUUAUGAAUUACGAGAAUGUCUUCGCGACACAAAUUUGAAUGAAGAUGCGAGAUUUUGCGCACUCAUACAGCUGCUGAAUUGUGUGCUGCAUCCGCAUAAAGUGACCGGCAAUUACAAACCAACAGUUGUUACUGCAUUGGAGGAGUCUAUAUUAUUUGCCGCUUCUGAUGAAGAUGCCAACAUAAAAUUGUACGCAGUUUACAGGCGCUAUCAGGAUUUUGGACUUCCUGUUUCACCAAAGUUAAUUUUUUUUGGAAAAAACUGCAAAAACCUCACUGAGAUUCGAUGACCCGAGUGUAAUGCAAGCAUCAAGGAGUUGGAGUUACUCUCAGACACCUGCUACACCUAAAAUAAAUUGUUUUGUAGGAGCAUGUACGAGGUGCUUCAAUGUAGCUACAACAUAUAUCGAACAUUUAAAAAACGAGCAUCGCAUUCCGAAUAACUACCGCAUUACAUGUACAUAUUGUAAUAGUUGUGAUCUAGUUUUUCUAAAAUUUUACUCGUUCAAGCGCCAUGUUUUUAAUCACAAAUUCAUCGAUCACUCGCCAAUCUGUUGUGAGAAAUCCUUUAAAAACGCUGACGUAAAUCAUUAUUUGACAUGUCAUUCGAAUGAAAGCAUGAAAAACACGAAUGAACACGACGUAAAUAGCUCGCACUUGGCCGAUGAAACCGUUCCAUCAAUUAUAUUGAAUUUUUUGUUGAAUUUACAUAAAAGGAACAAUUUGACAAGGUCUGAUGUAAAAAGUAUUGUAGCAAAUGUGCAAGAGAUACACACAAAUAUAGCUAACUGUUUAAGGAAGUUACCAAUAUUAUUUGAAAACGACGAAUCAGCACUUGAACUGCAAAAUUUUAUAGAAAAAUUAGUACAUUCGUUUGAUAGUAUUGACAGCGACUAUAAAUUUAUCAGCUACUUAGAAAUGAAUAACUUAUAUAAACCGCCUAUCAUACAUCAAUUGAAAACCGAUGAAAUGAAAACACAUUAUACAGCUAUUACAGAUAUAGAAUUUCAGUUGAAAACAUACUUUGAAUCGUACAAUGUAUUCAAUAAGACAGUGCAAUACAUGUGUGAACUAGAAAAGUCAGGCAGAAUAUCGAAUUUCGUUAACGGUUCAACAUGGAAAAGAGUCAAAAUGAAAUAUCCGCAUGAUACAGUGCUACCAUUGUCUUUUUACACUGACGAGUUCGAGAUUAAUGAUAAUUUAAGCUCCCACAACAAAAGAGAUGUAGUUUGCGGGAUGUACUAUACCUGUUUAACGACACCUAUUGAGUAUUCGAGUAAACUGUCAAACAUAUUUGUAGCUGGCGUAAUGAAAAAAGUGACAAUCAGUAAACUAGGAGUCAAUGCGUUAAUUGCUAGCAUAGUCGAUAAAUUCAAGAGAAUUGAAGAAAAUGGCGUAGAGAUAACAACGGAGGGUCAAACACGUAUGGUUAAAUUUGUUUUAGUACUAGUUCAAGGAGAUAAUUUAGGCAUCCACACAAUGCUUAUGUUUUCGAAUAGCUUUAAUGCGAAUUUUUACUGUAGAUUUUGUAAGCGGCAUAGAGACUUAAUGGAGCAUGAUUGCGACGAAUAUAUCGUUGAACUUCGCACAAUCGAAAAUUAUGAAGAGGAUGUAAAGAUUAAUGAUUUGAAAUGCACUGGGAUAAAAGGAGAAUCUGAAUUUAAUAAACUACCUUCUUUCCACGUAAUACUAAAUCAGACAGUAGAUGCUAUGCACGAUUAUUUUAGUAAUGGUAUUCUGAAAUAUGGUUUUACUAAUGUGUUGAAUUACAUUGUAUUUAGUAAGAGCUUUUUGACAAUCUCGCAGCUAAAUGCUAGUCGCAGAGCAAUUAGUAAGCAUGCAAUUGAAGAGUCACUAGCACGAAUGCCUGAUUUUGAUUAUGUGUAUGAUUCAGUUAACAAGAAAAAAACCAUUAGAUUUAGAACAACGGCUAGUGAAAUGCGUACUUUUUGUUACUAUUUCACGUUUAUAGUAGGCCCUUUCGUCCCAUUUGGUGAUCCUGUAUGGGAAUACGCAAAAUUAUUAGUAGUACUGGUAGAGUUAGUAUUGGCUCCGUCGUUUUCUCUAUCGGAUAUUGAAAAAUUGAAAGCAUGUGUACACAAACAUAACUUGCUUUAUCAAGAAAUUUUCGGAGAGGUUCUGAAACCUAAACAUCAUUUUUCUGUACAUUACGCUUCUGUCAUUUUGAAAAGUGGACCAAUCUCAAAAAUGAUGACUUUUAGACAGGAAGCCAAGCAUAAAAUUUUCAAGCAAUAUGCUCAUGUCACAUCGUCCAGAAAAAACAUUUGCUAUACGAUUUGUGUUAAGGCUUGUUUACAAUUUUCUCACGAUGCUUACAAUAAUAAUUUCUUCAAAAGUGAUUUCGAAACAUCGUUUGAGCAUAUUAUUUUUAAAAAUAGAUCAUAUUUCAAAAAUCUGGUCAUGAGUAACUGCAUAAAUAUUGAUUCUGAUAAUAUCUUUUCUACAUAUUCUUGCAAAAUAUACGGCACAAGAUACAGAAAUGGUUUAUAUCUUACGACUACAUUGAAUUGCGUGACUGAAUUGUUAGAAAUCGUUGAGAUUUUAAAAAUCACUGAUAACAUUUAUAUUGUUUGCCAGUUGUGGGAAUGUGGUCAGUUUGAUGAACAUUUUCUUGCUUUCGAAGUCAUACGACGUAUUGAACUUUUCAAAGUGCUUCCUUUAAAAGAUUUUGACGGUUCCCCAAUAACAGUGCAUUCUAUUAAAAAUAAAGUAUAUUAUCGAAAAAAGUACAACUAUGUAGAUGACAUCAGCGAAAUGUAAUUAAUGAAUAUGAUCAUGUAAUGUAUAAAUGUAUG
Molecule: messenger RNA, 3119 nt
Organism: Malaya genurostris
Lineage: Eukaryota; Metazoa; Arthropoda; Insecta; Diptera; Culicidae
Exons: 4
Coding region: 604-3084 (826 amino acids)
Source: RefSeq, a predicted model, not a curated record